Molecule: messenger RNA, 1407 nt
Organism: Fusarium falciforme
Lineage: Eukaryota; Fungi; Ascomycota; Sordariomycetes; Hypocreales; Nectriaceae
Exons: 1
Coding region: 1-1407 (468 amino acids)
Molecular function (GO): chloride channel activity
Source: RefSeq, a predicted model, not a curated record
AUGCAGGCCACCACUGCCACGGUCCAGGCGACCGAAGACAAGACUCAGGCGGCCCCAAAUGUGAAACCUCUUCACUCGCCCGGACUCGACGUCCCGUCCUACCCACAAUCGCCUCCUUCGCCAAGCGUCCACGUCCACCCGCACCUCUUUCAUCGCACUACCGAACCCGAUGACAGCUACUUCACCGGCCCGCGAAACCUCCAGAGCCAUUCAAAAUGGCCGUUGGUCAUGCAACUCCAUGGGUCCAUCAUCCCCAAAUUGAUGGUACCACUCCUUCUCAUCGCAGCUUGGUCGACCCUCAUUACCGUCAUCUCCAUGAAGGUUAAACCCAUCAACGUUAACUCCGUUCUUCUCACCAUUCUUGGUUUUGUCGUCGGUCUGUGCCUUUCUUUCCGCGGGUCCACCGCAUACGAACGUUACGCCGAGGGCCGUCGUUAUUGGGGAAGCCUGACCUUGGCAUCACAAACCCUUGGUCGCAUCUUCUGGAUUCACACCGUUGAGCCUGCUGGCCAGGACUCUCGAGAGAUCCUCCUCAAGAAGAUUGGGGCUAUGAAUCUUAUCGUCGCCUUUGCGAUGGCUCUCAAGCACCAACUCCGUUUCGAACCCUGUGACACCCAACCCGAUAUCCAGCCCUACAUUGCGUCUCUCGAUACCUUCAUUGUCGCCAAUGGCAAUGGCACUUCACCCGAGGCUCGCGUCAGCCGGUCGAAGUCGAUGUACCAUUCUGCUGGCGAGUAUCUGGGCAUUCCCUUUGCCACCAGCAAUCCCCGGAAGGCUGUUAAGAAGGCCGAACAACACCAGGGAAAUCUGCCUCUUGAAAUCCUCAACCACCUUGCUGUCACUCUGGACUCGAUGGUGCGCAACAAGCAGCUGCCUGUUCUCAUGCAACAGACCCUCGCGUACAAUCAUCUGACCAUGCUCAACGACGCCAUGACAGGCUGUGAGAGGGUCCUCAACACCCCACUACCGAUCGCCUAUACAAUCGCUAUCAGCCAAAUCACUUUCAUUUAUGUCAUCCUUCUCCCGUUCCAGCUGACGGGUAAGCUUGAGUGGAUCGCCAUCCCGGCCUCCAUCGCUGCCGCCUACAUCAUCCUUGGUCUGCUCUUUAUUGGCCAAGAGAUCGAAAACCCCUUUGGUCAUGAUGUGAACGACUUGCCGCUCGAGACAUACUGCGAUCAGAUUGCCGCGGAUAUGGACCUCAUCGCCUCUUUUGACACUCGCCAGUCAGACUCUUUCCUCCUGAGCAGAGACAGUCUGCCCCUGCACCCGGUCAGUGGCUCUUCCCCUGAGGUGUGGAUGGACCGAAGCGUCGACAAGCUUCGACAAGUCAUCAAGGAAAAGCCUCGCACCAUUUUCGAAUGGCGGCAUGGACGUGGCCGCAAGGAAGAUGGUACGAAGCAAGCCUAG